AUGGAUCUCAGUGAAAUUGAUGGUGGCCUGAUGUACAAAGCAGGCUGGAAGCUUCAAGUUGCAAGGGUGCUGGGGGGCCCAGGUGCCAAGAAGCACCUUUCUGGCAGUCUUGGUGAUCCAGAGAUCACACUGAGUCCGAGAGCCCGAGGUGAGGGUGGUGAUGAGAUCACACUGUUCUCUUGGCUCCCCCUCUUAGAAGUCCUCCGGGUCACUCCCAUCACUGGCUUGUUCCUCAGGAAGCGUCCAGGGCUCUGGGAGUUGUCAGAGCUUCCUACUGAGGAAGGGAAGUCCCUGUGGGAGCUGGUGCUGGAGCAGUUUGAGGACCUCUUGGUACGCAUCUUGCUGCUGGCAGCCCUGGUCUCCUUUGUCCUGGCCUGGUUUGAGGAGGGUGAAGAGACCACAACCGCCUUUGUGGAGCCCCUCGUCAUCAUGCUGAUCCUGGUGGCCAAUGCCAUCGUGGGAGUGUGGCAGGAACGCAAUGCCGAGAGUGCCAUUGAGGCCUUGAAGGAGUAUGAGCCUGAGAUGGGUAAGGUGUUCCGUGCUGACCGAAGAGGUGUACAGAGGAUCCGAGCCCGGGACAUCGUCCCUGGGGACAUUGUGGAGGUGGCAGUGGGAGACAAGGUGCCUGCUGACCUCCGCCUCAUUGAGAUCAAGUCCACCACACUUCGAGUAGACCAGUCCAUCCUGACAGGGGAAUCCGUGUCUGUGACCAAGCACACAGAUGCCAUCCCCGACCCCAGAGCCGUGAACCAGGACAAGAAGAACAUGCUGUUUUCUGGCACCAAUAUUGCAUCAGGCAAAGCCCUGGGGGGGGCUGUAGCCAUAGGCCUGCACACAGAGCUAGGCAAGAUUCGGAGCCAGAUGGCAGCUGUGGAGCCUGAGAGGACACCACUGCAACGCAAGCUGGAUGAGUUUGGGAGGCAGCUGUCCCAUGCCAUCUCAGUGAUCUGUGUGGCUGUAUGGGUCAUCAACAUCGGCCACUUUGCUGACCCAGCCCACGGUGGAUCAUGGCUCCGGGGUGCAGUCUAUUACUUCAAGAUUGCCGUGGCCCUGGCUGUGGCUGCUAUCCCCGAGGGCCUCCCAGCAGUCAUCACUACAUGCCUGGCACUGGGCACAAGGCGUAUGGCACGUAAGAAUGCCAUUGUGCGGAGCCUGCCCUCUGUGGAGACCCUGGGCUGCACUUCAGUCAUCUGCUCUGACAAGACAGGAACACUCACCACCAAUCAGAUGUCUGUCUGCAGGAUGUUUGUGGUAGCUGAAGCAGAGGCAGGCUCCUGUCGUUUGCAUGAAUUCACCAUCUCGGGUACCACGUAUACCCCUGAGGGCGAAGUGCGACAAGGGGAGCAGCCCGUGCACUGUGGGCAGUUUGAUGGACUUUUGGUGCUAGAGACCAUCUGUGCCCUUUGCAAUGAUUCAGCACUGGACUACAAUGAGGCCAAGGGCGUGUAUGAGAAGGUAGGUGAGGCCACAGAGACAGCCCUGACUUGCCUAGUGGAGAAGAUGAACGUCUUUGACACGGACCUGAAAACACUGUCCGGACUGUCCCGGGUGGAGCGCGCGGGCGCCUGCAACUCGGUCAUCAAGCAACUCAUGCGGAAGGAGUUCACCCUCGAUUCCCCUGCCUUCUUGCAGGGAGCUCCUGAGAGUGUAAUCGAGCGCUGUAGCUCAGUCCGAGUGGGUAGCCGAACAGCACCCCUGAACACCACCUCCAGAGAACAUAUUCUGGCCACGAUCCGUGACUGGGGCUCGGGCUCUGACACAUUGCGAUGCUUGGCAUUGGCCACCAGGGACACACCCCCAAGGAAAGAGGACAUGCGAUUGGAUGACUGCAGCCAGUUUGUACAGUACGAGUCAGACCUGACCUUCGUGGGCUGUGUGGGCAUGUUAGACCCACCGAGACCAGAGGUGGCUGCAUGUAUCACACGCUGCUCCCGGGCGGGCAUUCGAGUCGUCAUGAUCACAGGAGACAACAAAGGCACAGCUGUAGCCAUCUGCCGUCGACUUGGCAUCUUUGGGGACACAGAAGAUGUGGUGGGCAAGGCCUACACGGGCCGUGAAUUUGAUGACCUCAGCCCAGAGCAGCAGCGCCACGCUUGCCGCACCGCCCGCUGCUUUGCCCGUGUGGAACCGGCACAUAAGUCUCGCAUCGUGGAGAACCUGCAGUCCUUUAAUGAGAUCACUGCCAUGACUGGUGAUGGAGUGAAUGAUGCACCAGCCCUGAAGAAGGCAGAGAUUGGCAUCGCCAUGGGCUCAGGCACCGCUGUGGCCAAGUCAGCAGCAGAGAUGGUACUGUCCGAUGACAACUUUGCCUCCAUUGUGGCUGCAGUGGAGGAGGGCAGGGCCAUCUACAGCAACAUGAAGCAAUUCAUCCGCUACCUCAUCUCCUCCAAUGUUGGCGAGGUUGUCUGCAUCUUCCUCACAGCAAUUCUGGGUCUGCCUGAAGCCCUGAUCCCUGUGCAACUGCUGUGGGUCAACCUGGUGACAGAUGGCCUCCCUGCCACAGCACUUGGCUUCAACCCACCAGAUCUGGACAUCAUGGAGAAGCUGCCUCGGAACCCCCAUGAGGCUCUCAUCAGUGGCUGGCUUUUUUUCCGGUAUUUGGCUAUUGGAGUGUAUGUAGGCCUGGCUGUCAUGGCUGCCGCCACCUGGUGGUUCCUAUAUGAUGCCGAGGGACCGCAAGUCACCUUCUAUCAGCUGAGGAACUUCCUGAAGUGCUCUGAAGACAACCCACUCUUUGAUGGCAUCGACUGUGAGGUCUUUGAGUCCCGCUUCCCUACAACCAUGGCCUUAUCUGUGCUUGUGACCAUUGAAAUGUGUAACGCCCUCAACAGCGUCUCAGAGAACCAGUCACUGCUGCGCAUGCCACCCUGGCUGAACCCUUGGCUGCUGGGGGCUGUGGUCAUGUCCAUGGCUCUGCACUUCCUCAUCCUUCUGGUGCCUCCCCUGCCUCUCAUUUUCCAGGUGACCCCAGUGAGUGCAGGGCAGUGGGGAGUGGUGCUCCAGAUGUCUCUGCCCGUCAUCCUGCUCGAUGAGGCCCUCAAGUAUCUGUCCAGGAAACACAUGGAUGGUAUUCUCAGGACAGUUGUGCAGGCCUGGAAUAGGCAACCGCCGACCACUUCCAGGACCCCAUACCACACCGGAAAAAAAGGACCCGAAGUAAGUUCUGGGAUCAGAGAGGAGUCUCCCGUAUGGCCGUCUGACUGAGAGUGUCCAAGCAUUCACACCCGCCCCCAUC
Molecule: messenger RNA, 3235 nt
Organism: Cricetulus griseus (Chinese hamster)
Lineage: Eukaryota; Metazoa; Chordata; Mammalia; Rodentia; Cricetidae
Source: RefSeq, a predicted model, not a curated record